This is a messenger RNA of Lentinula edodes (shiitake mushroom), 2023 nucleotides long. Its product is annotated as dimethylaniline monooxygenase. Lineage: Eukaryota; Fungi; Basidiomycota; Agaricomycetes; Agaricales; Omphalotaceae. Gene Ontology annotation, molecular function: flavin adenine dinucleotide binding; monooxygenase activity. Bases 251 to 2023 code for a protein of 590 amino acids. The transcript is spliced from 7 exons. The record is from RefSeq and is a predicted model, not a curated record.
GCUAUCUCUUCUCCUGGCUAUCUUGACCACGCUUGUCUGACUUAUGCAUGGUGCUUAUUCGAAUGUGUACGAUCUUUUCUAUUGUGAUUUGAGGUGUGAUUUGAGGUGGUGGAAUGAAUUCUGGAAGCGGCAUGUGUAGUAUUCCGAAUAUAUAUUCGGGCGCUCGGGCUACUUACAUUCCCUUUCAUAGCUACACUUCAGCCAAUGACAUCAAAGACAGAUACAAUCAAAAAGUUCGUACAGUUGUCGGAUGUGCUCUCACUCAUCUUCAUACGCUCUUAUGAUGGAAGUAGACUUGAAUGGGAUUGCAUCUGCUUGGCUAUCACAGCUCUCCCAUUCCCUCGACCUGAAAAAUGCGGCGAGUUGUGCAUCGCUCUUUCAUCCCAAUGGUUGGCUGCGAGAUCUCCUUGUUUUUACUUGGAACCUGCGUACUUUGAACGGCCAUGGUCAAAUUUUGGACUACUUGUCCUCUAACGUGGAAUCGACGACCAUAUUUGAGCUCAAAAUCACAGAGGAUGCAUACUUCAAGCCCUCUCCGGGAGAUCUUCCUGGGAGUGUGUCCUCUGGAUUCACAUUUUCCACGCCGAUCGCUAAUGGGAAAGGCCUCUUCACGCUGACACAAGUAGCUUCAGAGCCGGGGGUUUGGAAAGCUUUUACCUUGCUCGUUUCGCUGGACAGUCUCAAAGGCCACGAACCAAUUGGUGCCGAACAAGGCGUUUAUCAUGGUAAUUCGUUGUGCUGGUCAGAAGUGCGAGAGCAGAGAGCGCGUAUAAUUGAGGCAAAUCCGCAUGUGCUUAUCGUGGGUGCUGGUCAGAAUGGGUUGCAGGUUGCUGCUCGAUUUAAGCAGAUGGGUAUACCUACACUUGUGAUCGAUAAGAACGGGCGCAUCGGGGAUCAAUGGAGAAGAAGAUAUCCAUCGUUGACUCUGCAUACCACAAAGCAACACCAUACAAUGCUAUUUCAACCAUAUCCCGAAACCUGGCCUCGUUACACCCCUCGAGACAAGGUUGCUGAUUGGUUAGAGCAGUAUGCCGUCUCCCAGGACCUUGUUGUUUGGAUGAAAUCUCAACCGAUUCCAGUACCUUCUUACGACAAAGACAAAAAGGAAUGGGAUGUCACCAUCGAUAGAGAUGGUCAAAUCCUCACCAUCAAUCCGAAACACAUCGUCCUCGCCACGGGUACUUUAGGUGGACCGUAUACACCCGUUAUAGAAGGUCACGAUUUAUUCCAAGGACAGAUCCUCCAUUCAGACUCCUACGCUGGUGGGCCUCAGUUUACAGGAAAGCGUGUUGUCGUGGUAGGUACCGGGAACAGCGGCGCAGAUAUUGCGUUGGAUCUCCACGUCCGAGGAGCACAAUCAGUCACACUGCUUCAACGUUCUGCCACCUGUGUCCAGUCAUCGAAAACGGUUGUCGAAAUGCUUGAUCAAGUCUGGAGCCCGGAUGUACCGACUGAAGUAGCCGAUUAUCGAAGUGCUGGGACACCAUUUAAUCUUAUCAAACAAAUACUUCGAGAACGCAAAGAUAUUACCUGGGAGAAAGACAAGGAUCUUCUAGAGGGAUUGAUAAAAGCCGGGAUGGAUGUAAACCUUGGUCCCGAUGGAAGUGGUAUAUUGCCUUUGGUUGCUGAACGAGGUGGAGGGAUGGACGUGGGAUGUGGAGAGUGUGUGAUCUCGGGGAAGAUUAAAGUCAAGUCGGGGGUAGGGAUUCAUAAAUUUACACAGGGUGGGCUUCUUCUAGACGACGACACGGUGCUAGAAGCCGAUAUCAUUAUAUUUGCAACUGGGUUUAUCAACAUACGAAGCGUCAUGAGAGGCAUAUUUGGUGAUGCAAUCGAUCAAGCAGGACCAGCCGGGGGCAUGGAUGAGGAAGGGGAAAUGAACGGAGCUUAUAGACCCACUGGGCAUCCUGGGUUAUGGUACGCCCCUGGAGAUUUCCAGGCAUCGCGUUUCGGUUCAAGAUUGCUAGCAAUUCAGCUGCAGGCGAUCCAGUUAGGUUACAUGAAACAGGAUAUCCAAGCCUGA